UCAGUCAUACAAGCCCAGCCUAGUAGGACUUCCAUUAUUCAAUAUUCAACAAUUCUUUUGCUUAGGUGCUUCGAGCAUCAAUCUGCAAUAUUAUUUGCCAGUUCCUUCUUUGUAUAAAGUUAGCCUAAACUCCCAAAUCUUGCUUUAUCCUCUUCUUUUUCUUUUUUUUUUUUGUGACAUUUUGAUAAUAUCGUGCUACAAAGAAACCAACAAACAGAGAACUCUUGCAUUUAAUUUGUAGAUACUGCUAGUUUGCUACUUGCUCACUACUGGGCUGUGGCCAGACAAAUUUAUCAGAAGCAUGGACAUGGAGGCUGCAAUUCAAGGUGGAAAGCACAACAUGCUUAAUAAGUUCAAGAUUUGCAUAUCCAUGAAGACUCUGAUGGUUCUCUUCAACUGCAUCUUAUUGACCAUUGGCCAAGUUGGUGGUCCAUUGCUUGUGAGAAUUUACUUCUUGCAUGGAGGGAAAAGAAAAUGGCUCACUGCUUGGUUACUCACUGCUGGUUUUCCCUUACUUAUCCUCCCAAUUAGCAUCUCAUAUUUUAAAAAUCGAUCCAACGCUUCGUCUCCAAAGUUUUUGGUCCCUCCUAGACUUGUCGCCGCUAGUGCCUUCUUGGGAUUUCUUCUGGGCAUAGAUAGCUACUUGUACACCUUUGGCAUGUCUUACCUCCCCGUUUCGGUUUCUUCCCUUCUGGGCUCGAGCCAACUUGCCUUCACGGCAAUUUUCGCCUACUUUGUAGUUAAGCACAAAUUCACUCACUAUUCAAUCAAUGCUGUGGUUCUAAUGACCUUUGGAUCGGCUAUUUUGGGACUGCACAUGAACGGGGAUCGUCCCAGUGGCGAAUCACAUGCCAAUUACACGCUGGGAUUUUUCAUGACCCUUGGUGCUGCUGCUCUUCAUGGAUUUAUAAUGCCAGCAUUCGAAUACGCACAGAAGAAGGCUGAAGUUACCGUCACGUUCGACCUCUUCUUGCAAGUUCAGUUCCUUGUGUCGAUGUUUGCCACCCUGUUCUGUACCAUCCCCAUGAUAAUCAACAAGGAUUUUCAGGCAAUUCCACAAGAGGCUGCAGAAUUUGAACUUGGACCAAUGAAGUACUACAUGAUACUGGUAAUGGCUGGGAUUGCAUUGCAGUGUAUGAUGAUAGGGAGCACUGGGGUUAUUUUCAGCUCUUCAUCCCUCUUUGGGGGAAUUGUGACUUCUCUUUUAGUACCAGUCCAACAGAUAUUUGCUAUUUUUUGCUUAGCGGAAAGCUUCAGUGGCGAAAAAGGGAUGGCCUUGGCGAUGUGCCUUUGGGGUUUUGCCUCUUACUUUUAUGGAGAAUACAAAGUAAACCAGAAGCAGCCAGACGUUAAACAUGAGCCAGAGCAUGAGGAAGUUUGAAUUCUUCAUGAAACUUUUUUGGCUCAAAAGAUAAUUAAAAAACAGAAGAAACUCAAGUUUCUCAGACUAGAAUCGGCAGCCAAUGUGGAUAGAUGCAAAGGUUCUGCCACUUGAAUUUUGUACCUAUCUUUAGAAUUUAGAAGUAUUAGUGCCACCAUUACGACAAACUGAAGUGGAAAUUUUUUUUAUUUGAUUGUGGUACAACCAAAUGGCUUGGUUUAGCCAAUAGGCACCAUCUUCUAUUCUCAAGAAUCUCCAACGAAUGCUCUCU
This is a messenger RNA of Coffea eugenioides, 1652 nucleotides long. Its product is annotated as purine permease 1-like. The record is from RefSeq and is a predicted model, not a curated record. Gene Ontology annotation, cellular component: membrane. Gene Ontology annotation, molecular function: purine nucleoside transmembrane transporter activity. The coding region runs from base 302 to 1381 and encodes 359 amino acids. The transcript is spliced from 2 exons. NCBI's taxonomy places the organism in Eukaryota, Viridiplantae, Streptophyta, Magnoliopsida, Gentianales, Rubiaceae.